UACAUGUGUUCUGCAGACAGGCAUGGAGGGAAGUAGUGCAUAAACUGCGCAAAUCAGUUAUAUCAAAUCCUCAGUUUGAAUUUGCGUGACACUGUCAUACAUAUUUUUCUGAAUAAAUCACUCGUCCUUACAGGCGUUUUCGAGAGUUUAGAAGUCAGCAAUGAUUUUGAGACUGUCAAACAGAGCAUGUGUCCUCUAUGGAUCAGUUCGCCUCAAAAGCACCCUCACAACAACGUUUUUCGACGAGAUGGGAAAACCUGGAACCAUCCUUCUAUCCGCGUCAACUGGCAUAUUUGAGAACCUGGCUUUAGAAGACUGGAUACACGACCACGUUGAUCUGCAGAACAGAAGUAUAUUGCUAUUAUGGAGAAAUUCGCCAGUGGUUGUCAUCGGCAGACAUCAAAAUCCCUGGCAGGAGUGCAACCUUCCCUUAAUGCGGCGCCUGGGGAUCCCUCUAGCCAGACGCCGCAGCGGAGGCGGGACGGUUUUCCAUGAUUUGGGAAACAUCAACAUGACCUUUUUCACCUCCAAAAAGAAAUACGACCGUCACAGGAAUCUCAAUGUUGUUACCAGCGCGUUAAAGACACUGAGGCCCAAUCUAGAUGUCACUGCUACAGACAGAUUUGACAUUUUGCUAAAUGGGCAUUACAAGAUUUCAGGCACUGCUGCAAAGUUGGGCAGAACCUCUGCUUAUCAUCACUGUACAUUGCUGUGUUCAGUGAAUCAUUCAAUAUUGUCACCAGUUUUGAACAGUAACACUUCUCAUGUUAUCAAGAGCAAUGCUACCCCAAGUGUUCCUUCCCCUGUCAAAAACCUCUUGGAUGAGGACCCCACUCUUGACACCAACAAUAUCAUGGAGGCGGUUGCCUCCCAAUAUAAUAAAGAAUUUGGAUUUAAUAGUCCAGUCUUCAUGGUUGACCCCAGUCAAGAGACUCUCACGCCUGGUAUUCAUAAGAUGGCACAAGAUCUUCUGACAUGGGAUUGGAUUUAUGGCCGGACUCCAAAGUUCCAUGUUUGUGCAUCUUUGGUGUUAGAUGGUGUGAAUGUUGAGCUUGAUAUGGACAUUAAGAAUGGCACAAUUGAAAGAUGUGCCAUAGGCGUUCCCAAAGACUGGCUACCACCUGAGAUAGUGAAUGAGUUUACAACAACUUUGAAUGGAAGCAGAUACUGUCCAAAUGAAACCGCAGUGCUGGUGGCGGCUUUCAUGAGAACUAAUUCACUGACAGUUGAUGCUGCUAUGAAAAUCCAUAGCUUGUAUGAAGGUGUGGUUUCAGUAAUGUGAAU
Xyrauchen texanus (razorback sucker) is the source of this 1284-nucleotide messenger RNA. It is a transcript of the gene lipt1, whose product is annotated as lipoyltransferase 1. Lineage: Eukaryota; Metazoa; Chordata; Actinopteri; Cypriniformes; Catostomidae. The record is from RefSeq and is a predicted model, not a curated record. The transcript has a single exon. Gene Ontology annotation, molecular function: lipoyltransferase activity. Gene Ontology annotation, biological process: protein lipoylation. Gene Ontology annotation, cellular component: mitochondrion; cytoplasm. Bases 161 to 1282 code for a protein of 373 amino acids.